Molecule: messenger RNA, 474 nt
Organism: Kwoniella mangroviensis CBS 8507
Lineage: Eukaryota; Fungi; Basidiomycota; Tremellomycetes; Tremellales; Cryptococcaceae
Exons: 3
Coding region: 1-474 (157 amino acids)
Biological process (GO): proteasome assembly
Source: RefSeq, a predicted model, not a curated record
AUGUCUCUUGAGCCAGCUAUAAAAACAUAUCAUUCGACCCUUCCCUCCCCCACACCGAACUCACCUUCAUUUGUCUUCCACCUCACUAGGCUGGUAGACACAUUGAUGAUAUGGGCAGGGACUGGAACGCCAUCCGACCCGACCGCGAUGGGGGAUGGAAAUGUAGUAGUGUCUGAGAAAAAGUUGGCUAAUGAUUGGGCGGUAGCUAUGCCAUCAAGAGGGAACAUACCCGUCACUUCCACAUCGGUGUACAGAGCUACGGCGAAUGAUCAUGCUUUGGGCAUGUCUCAGCGGUUGGCUCGUAAAUUCCCAAAUAACCAGAUACACCUCUCUCUAUCUUUACCUUCCUCAAUGACCUCCCAGAGCGGACCUAAUCUCGAUCCAUAUGCCAGUAAACUAUUACUUGUGAUGGAGAAAAAGCUAGGUAGCUGGCUGAGUGAACUGUUGGAGGCUGAGAAGAUCAGUGGAAUAUGA